Esox lucius (northern pike) is the source of this 1332-nucleotide messenger RNA. RefSeq names its product anaphase promoting complex subunit 15 (gene anapc15). The coding region runs from base 65 to 604 and encodes 179 amino acids. Gene Ontology annotation, cellular component: anaphase-promoting complex. Gene Ontology annotation, biological process: regulation of mitotic cell cycle spindle assembly checkpoint. The record is from RefSeq and is a predicted model, not a curated record. The transcript is spliced from 6 exons. Lineage: Eukaryota; Metazoa; Chordata; Actinopteri; Esociformes; Esocidae.
AAGAUUUGCAGUUAAAAUAGGGGGUUCAAUGUGCAAUUGAAAACGUUACAAAAAACUAAGUUUGAUGAGUUGGCAGCGCAGAUUUGAAGAAACUCCCGUCCCGUCCAGCGCGGGCCAGCAGCUCCUCGGCCGCAGCCCGACUCAGGUCCCGGUGAUACCACAACGGAGACGCUUGCCCCAGCGGCGACACCCCGCCGCCACCGGCCAUCGCCCCAGCACCAGAAGCCCGAGAGAGAUGUCCACGCUGUUCCCCUCACUGUUUCCUCGGAUGACAGAGUCUCUAUGGUUCAACCUGGACCGACCGUGUGUGGAUGAGACGGAGUUACACCAACAGGAACAACAGCACCAAACCUGGUUACAGAGCAUUGCAGAAAAGGACAAUAACUUGAUGCCUAUUGGGAAGCCAAUCUUUGAGCAGACGUUUGAUGAGGAGGAAGAGGAGGAUGACGAGGAUGAGGAAGAUAGUGAGGAAGACUCGGAAGAUGAAGAGGACAUGCAGGACAUGGACGAGAUGAACGACUACAACGAGUCACCAGACGACGGCGAAAUCAACGAGGUGGACAUGGAGGGAGCAGAUCAAGACCAGGAUCAGUGGAUGAUCUAGACCAGAGUAAUCCAUCCUACUCUGACCCCCCCUGUGUAACUGCAGGGGGCUGGAUGGGGACUGGCUGAGAGUCAGUGUGGCGGCCGGCGAACUUCCCUUGGUCUUCACACGCUGACACCACAGGAAGGGACAUGGCGUAAUGUUUUAUUGCAUUGAGAAAGUGCUGUGUAUGCGUGUGUGUUCUACAGUUGCAGUGUGAAGACCAUAAACUGGAAAAAUGUGUUUGGCUUUUUUUGCUACUUUAGCAGAGGGAGAGCAUCCUCGGCUAUCCUGUCUUCUAGUUCUGGUCCCGGAGAUUAUGAGACCCUUAACCCCAAAGUUCAAGUUCAAAAGGUUUAUUUGUCAGUCCAAAACAAACAGGCUACGGGACAGCUUUGUUUAGGCGACGUGUGCGCCCAAGGACGUUGGAGUCCAUACUCCUCUCUGCCACUCGUUGUUAUGUCUGUGUACUUACCACCCCUCCAGCCACACACACACACAGUGAUGGGUCACAUCUUAAAGGCUCCCUCUGAAGUGGCCAUAAACGACAGCCCGUAACAGCAGUUGAGUACUUUGGUGUGGUAAGUGGUUGGCAGCAGAAAUGGGGACAAAACAUACUGAAGGUAUUUCAACAGAACUGAUAAAAUGUCAUGUUGUAAAAAGGAACUUGGUGGCUGUAUGUAAAUGAAAUGGCUUUUAAUGGCGUUUAAAGCGUCUUAUGUAAAUAAAUCACAAAGUUGUAUAAAGAA